AAUAUGCCAUCAAUGUUUCCAAAGGGAUGCAAAAUACAAAAUUUCAAUUUGCAUGGAAAUCAAAUGGAAGGCCUAUUACCUAGAUCCUUGGUGAAUUGUAGCAUGUUAGAGGUUCUAGACAUUGGCAACAACAACAUAAAGGACACAUUUCCCUAUUGGUUGGAAUCACUUCCCAAGCUACAAGUGCUUAUUCUAAGGUCAAACAAAUUUCAUGGUUUUGUGAGCAACACCAAAGCAAAUUCAUCUUUCUCCAAGUUACGGGUUUUGGACCUAUCUAACAAUGAAUUUUUUGGUCCUUUGCCUGUGCGCUUCAUUGAAAAUCUCAAAGCUAUGGUAAAUCCUCUUGAAGAUGACAACUCCGCACAAUACAUGGGGGGAAGUUUCUCAUAUGAAUAUUCAAUAGUUGUGAUAUUGAAAGGAUUGAGCAUUGAACUGGAGAAAGUUUUGACCGUAUUUACAAGCUUUGAUCUCUCAAAAAACAAGUUUGCCAGAGAGAUUCCAAAAGUUAUUGGGAAGCUUAGUUCUCUUAAAGGACUUAAUCUUUCCUAUAACAACUUUAGUGGUCAGAUUCCACAUUCACUUCAGAACUUGACCAAUCUCGAAUGGUUGGACCUAUCUUCCAAUGAGCUGGUCGGGGAAAUUCCACAGGAGUUGGUAUCUUUGACAUCACUCUGUGUUCUAAACCUUUCCAAUAAUCAACUUGUUGGAUGUAUACCACAAGGCAAUCAAUUCAACACCUUUGGAAACAGUUCAUAUGAGGGAAACCCUAGAUUAUAUGGAUUUCCAUUAACAAAAUCUUGUGAUGGAAAUGGGCUGCCGCAACAACCACCAAGCUCCUUCCAUGGAAAGGAUCAUGAGUUAUGGGAAUUUGGUUGGAGAGUUGUGCUUCUAGGGUAUGGAUGUGGAUUUGUGUUUGGACUACUAAUAGGGUAUCUUACCUUCCAUAAUGGAAAACCAAAAUGGUUUGUGACUUUGUUUAAUGGCCAACAAAAUCAAAGGGCGAGGAAUGUGAGGAAAGCUCGAAUACGUGCUCAAAGAAGAAAUUAAUUGCAGAUUUGGUGACUAAGACCUCAUUGUUUCCUAAAUGUUCUUGUUUUAAUUGAAUUGUGUUUUUUAUGACAGACGUUAUCUUUUCAUUUUCUCUAUGUACUUUUAAUUCUCUUUGUUAAAACAUAUAUUUAAAAGGUCAACUCAAAAUAAUUACUGUUCAAUACAAUAAACUUGAAAUUUCUAU
Messenger RNA from Rubroshorea leprosula, 1234 nucleotides. NCBI's taxonomy places the organism in Eukaryota, Viridiplantae, Streptophyta, Magnoliopsida, Malvales, Dipterocarpaceae. The record is from the annotation of a GenBank genome assembly.